This is a messenger RNA of Penaeus vannamei (Pacific white shrimp), 462 nucleotides long. Lineage: Eukaryota; Metazoa; Arthropoda; Malacostraca; Decapoda; Penaeidae. The record is from RefSeq and is a predicted model, not a curated record.
UGACCUAAUCUCUCCUUUUGCCUUCCAGUUCUUCGCCAUCAUCUUCGGCCUGAUCUACCUCGACACCGGCGGCGAGGACCCAGAGUUCAACGUGAUGGCCCAGAAUGUCAGCGGGAUGCUCUUCACCUUCACGACGAACCUCAGUUUCUCCAAUUUGUUUCCUGUUGUUACGGUGUUCUCUGGCCUGAUGCCGCUCUUCCUGAGGGAACACUGGAACGGCCUCUAUCGCACUGAUAUCUUCUUCCUGACGAGGUCCCUCCUGGAGCUUCCUGUCUUCCUGGUCGGGCCAGUUGGCUUCACGGCGAUCAUAUAUUAUAUGGUGGGACUUCGGCCCGGAGUGCAGUACUUUUUCACUGCUAUGGGUAUUCUGACUCUGGUGGCUAAUGUAGCAGUGUCUUAUGGCUACAUGAUCUCGUGUCUGGCCAAGAACUACCAGACGGCGCUGGUGCUCUCCACGCCCCU